Messenger RNA from Bursaphelenchus okinawaensis, 2086 nucleotides. The record is from the annotation of a GenBank genome assembly. Lineage: Eukaryota; Metazoa; Nematoda; Chromadorea; Rhabditida; Aphelenchoididae.
AUGAGUGGCGAUUCUGAUUCAGACAGGGUAAGUUCAUGGAUAACAUAUUUUUAACUCCAACAUACUUUUGUUAUGUAUUGAAAUUAAGUUUUUUGUUUGGCGCAUUUAUUAUUAAUUUUAUAUGAAUCUCCUUUACAUUUUUGAUUCUACUUUAGGUAUUUUUUGGCGUAUUUAAAAAAAGUUAAUUUUCAGGACGAUGCUCCAACAUCUAGUCGUAGCAGAACGAAAAGAACAAAAUAUGUAGAAAGUGGUAAGUAUUUUUUAAAAUAUUUAUUGAUUUAGGCUAUUUUCGUAACGGGUUUUAAGGGUUUUUACUGAUUGUAUUUUUUUGUUACAUACUAAAAUAAUGUUAUCUUAGGCUCUUCGUCUGAUGAUAACAUCGAUGCCGACAUGAAGAAACAAAAAGUAAAGAAAUCUGCAGCUAAGAAGCAGAAGUCCGAACCUACAAACAUGUUGGCGAAAGAAAUGAUUGUGUUCGAACAAGUAGAACAGCAGGAAAUCGAUCGUCAACGUGCUGAAAUUGCUAAGAAACUCAGGCACUCUCAUUCUAAAGGGAGGAAAAGCAAGAACAACGAAUCUGAUGCUAGCAGUGUUAGCUCUUUAAGUGGAUCGGAGUCUGAUGGUACGUUUUUUAAAAUAUUUUUUAUAUUUUAGGUAUAUUUGUGUUAAAAAGGCAUGAAAAGCUUUUUGUGUGUUAAAGUACAUGACAGUGUUUAAGGAGAAAUAAAAUCGCCAACAAAAGAAGAUGAUGAAGCCGACAUGGACUUCCACAAACCAUCUGAAGUCGCAGCGAAGAACAUCAAGAAAUCUGCCAUGGACAAGCUGAUAGCUAAAAGAAAGGAUAAGAAGGAGAAAGUGGUUGAACAAGAACGGAAAAGUCGUGCUAUUCUUGAUAUUGACGAAGUUUUUGGUACGGAAAUGGGUGGAGACAGGACAAUUUCAUCUAGUUCGUCUUCCUCAUCUUCUAGCAGGUCAUCUUCACGUUCUUCAAGUAGAAGUCGUUCUGCUUCUCCAAGUGAAUUAAAAGAAGUAUGUUAUAGCGCAUUUAAGAAAAAAUUUUUUUACACUUGCUUAUAAUAUAUUUUGUUGUAGAUUGAAUCAAAAGAGGAACUGGAGAUGGCAAGAUUGUCACGUUACCGUAUAUCACAAUAUGUUCAUCUACCAUUCUUUAACAAGUUGGUAACGGGAUGUUUCGUCAAAGUCGGUAUUGGCAAGCACGCUGGCAAAGAUGUGUAUAGAGUAAGUUUUAUAACGUUUUUAGGUAACACUUAAAAAGUGGGAAGAUAUAACUAAAAUAAAAUAAAAGAUUUAAAAUUUUUAGAUAUGUGAAAUUGUUGAUGUAGUAGAAACUAGCAAGGUAUACAACGUGGAAAAAGCUCGUACUAAUAAGGGUCUGAAACUGAAACAUGGUAACGCUAGUCGGGUGUAUCGUCUGGAGUUUUUAUCAAACCAAAAGUUCUCGGACAGCGAAUUUAAACAUUGGAUAACAGAAAUGCGAGACAAGGUAAUUUUAAGAAAAGUUUGCGGAUGUAUACUUCAUAUUUGGAUACGACAGGAAAUUCUUUAUUUAGGUAUAUAAUUAUGGUUUUUUCUAGAAUCAACAACUUCCAAGUGUUGAAGAAGUCAAAAGUAAGAAAAAGGAGAUUGAAGAGGCUACAAAGAGGAACUUCAGCGACAAUGAUAUCAAUUUUGUAAGUUUUUUUACUGUAAAAAAGUAUUGUAAUGUAAAACGAGGUAUACUAUUAUAAUGUUUAAUUAUAUUUUUAGAUGGUCAAAGAAAAGCAGCGUUUCUUGAACACACCAACCAAUUUUGCGGUCGAAAAAUCAAGGCUAAUGAAAGCAAAGGUACAGUUAAUUUUUUUAAAUUUAAUAUUUAGGAAUUUCAAUAUUUUUUAGAGUUAUAUGUUUAUUUUUACACCUGAUAUUAUGAUUCAUAAUUAAUAGGGAAAAAUGUUUAGAAAUUAAAAAUUUUGACAAAAUUUAAGGUUUAAGUGUAGCUUUAAAGUUUGACAAAUUUAAAAUUUCCGUGAAAUUAAGACAUUUUUCUUAAAUCUGGUAUGACUAAAACAAUAUUAAGGUAGUCUAG